AUAAAUUGAAGAUAACUAUAUAUUAUUGCGUCAAAACCCUAGAUAUUAUAUUAGUACCAUUGCUUUCCUCAUUCAGAUCCUUCUGUCACCUCUCUGCAAAACUCUCUCUCUCUCUCUAGAAUUCAACUCUCCAAGAUUUCGUUAAGAUUAGUUGAGUUUAUUAUUUCGAAAUGUCUGGUCAUCGGAGUAGCCAUGGGAAACGGUCUCACUCUGACUAUUCUGAUAGUGGGGGAAAUAAAAGAAGAAACUCUGGAGGCGAUAAAGAUCAAUUCUCUAUUGGGUCUGAUGAUACAGUGUACCGCUACUUGUGCCCAGGAAAGAAGAUUGGAAGUAUUAUCGGAAGGGGAGGGGAGAUAGUCAAGCAACUGAGAGUAGACACAAAAUCGAAGAUCAGAAUCGGUGAAUCUGUGCCGGGAUGUGAAGAACGUGUUGUCACUAUUUACAGUGCUAGUGAAGAAACAAACGAUUUUGAAAGUUCCGAUGGGCGUAUUUGUCCUGCCCAAGAUGCCCUUUUCAAGGUGCAUGAUAGAAUUGUUGCUGAUGACACUGCAGUAGAAGACGACUUAGAAGAAGUCCACCAAGUUACUGUUCGACUUCUAGUACCAUCUGAUCAGAUUGGGUGGUGUAUCAUUGGAAAGGGUGGGCAGAUAGUUCAGAACAUUCGCGGUGAAACUGGUGCGCAGGUUCGCAUUGUAAAGGAUGAUCAUUUGCCGACGUGUGCAUUGAGUUCAGAUGAACUUGUACAGAUAUCAGGCGAUGCUUCCAUGGUGAGGAAAGCUCUUUAUCAAAUUGCAUCCCGACUUCAUGAUAAUCCAUCCCGAUCCCAGCAUCUGCUAUCUUCUUCUGUUCCUACUGCAUACUCUUCUGGUAGUUCAGUUAUGGGGACAACUGGCGGCGCUCCAAUGAUGGUAGUGGGUCCGUAUGGGGGAUUUAAGGGUGAGAGUGCGGAUUGGUCUAGGCCUAUGUACCCUGCCCCAAGGAAUGAAGUAUCAUCAAGAGAAUUCUCACUUCGUUUGGUUUGCCCAACUGCCAGUAUUGGUGGUGUCAUUGGAAAGGGUGGCACGAUAAUCAAUCAAAUAAGGCAAGAUUCUGGGGCAGUUAUUAAAGUUGAUAGCUCAGUCUCUGCAGGAGAUGAUUGUGUGAUAUCUAUCUCUGCAAAAGAGAUUUUCGAAGAUACCUUUUCUCCGGCAAUCGAUGCAGCUCUGCGCUUGCAGCCAAGGUGCAGUGAUAAGGUUGAAAGAGACUCUGGUCUUGUUUCCUUUACCACCCGAUUACUUGUUCCUACUUCUAGAAUUGGGUGUCUUAUUGGGAAAGGGGGUUCCAUAAUAUCAGACAUGAGGAGAGUCACCAAGGCCAAUAUCCGAAUACUGUCCAAAGAAAACCUGCCUAAAGUUGCCUCUGAUGACGACGAGAUGGUGCAGAUUUCUGGAGAUCAUGAUAUUGCCAAGGAUGCUCUUAUACAAGUCCUGUCGCGGCUGAGGGCCAACCUUUUUGAAAAGGAGGGUGCUAUGCCUGCAUUUAUGCCUGUUCUCCCUUAUAUUCCAAUGUCAAAUGAUGGUCCAGAGAGCUUGAAUUAUGAAAGUAGAGAUGCCAAGAACCGUGGCCGUGGCCAUUCUUACUCUGGUGGAUAUGGGGGUGGUUCUGAUUUACCCCAUGUGGAUACCUAUGGUGGUUAUGGCGGUCAUCAGAGUGGUGGUGGCAGCCCACCUUAUGGUGCUUAUGGGAGUUAUUCAUCUGGUCGUUCUGUUGAUUCUAGGUUAUCUGGGCGUCCUGUUUCACGUGGGAGGAACUAUGACUACUAGAGGAGGUUAUUUAAAUUACAGAUGUUAAUUCCAGAAGAAUGAAUUAUGCUUUGGGCUGAGGAUCUGAGUUAUAAUGGCCGAUGCGAACAGAUUGGGUUGGUCGGCACCUGCUCGCGUUGGAUACAUUUUUCUGGUAAUAUUUUUACUGUUUUUAAGAAUUAACAAAGACGUAAUCGUCAUUGGAGUUUGUGCUCAGUUGGACCAAACUCUGUGCAACUGACCUUGGAUCUGUUGGGAGGUUAUGUCGUUCUAUUUGUAUAUCAAUAUCUUGAGCCGUCAAUACAUAACCUUAGUCUGAUUUGCUCCUGAUUACCUAACAUCUAUGCUUGCUUCUUAGGUUUUAACGGAUUGGGGCCUGGCUGUGUUGGAGAUUAGGUAAUUUUGCGUUGAACUCCAUCACUUUUGUGUCUUAAAUUCGCAAUUAAUUUUUUUGAGGUUACGGUACCUGCUAUAUAAUGGUUCAAAAUCCGUAACAGUAUUUCGCCAUCAUUAGAUCUGCAUUAUGGAUAUGCUGGUUUUUUUGUUAUUGUUGUUUAUACGCCCAUAUUCUUUUUUCGUCUGCCGGGCUGAGUGUCCGAUUCGUUCUUGCAUUCUUUCACGUCUCCAGUUUGCAUACAUGCAUGUGGUCUCUUACGAGACUGUACUUUUGAAGCUGAAGAGUAUUUUCACGAAUGCUCUAUGUUCAUAUAUUGUAAUGCUUUUUUCUUUUCUUUUCUUUGGAGCCUAAUUUUAUAUUGAUUUGCAUCUUAGAGGGAAAUAAGCAAAUAAUUCGACUCGAAUAUAGAGAAUUUGAAACUAAGAGGAUAUUUGAUAUUCUUUCGUGCAAUGUGUGGCUUUUGCAUUUGAUUUCAUAUUAUUGAUCCAAAAUCAAAAUUUUUUUUUUAAUAUCCAUGGUGUAAUAACUGGUAGUUAUAUUUUCUAUCUAACAUUUAUUAUUAAGUUUGAUUUGUGCUUCAUGUCUAUAUAUUAAGGUCACUUUGAUGAAGUCAUAGGUGUAAUAGUAGUUGCUUUUUGACCAUUAAAAAUUGUUUGAAUAAUGUGGUAGGAGUGGUAGCUAGGUUUAAAUGUAUAUUAAACUUCUCUGCAGGUGAUAUUUCUAAUUGUAAUUAUUGAAAUAAUUUGAAAAUCUAACUUAAAAGUUGGUUUGGUGUUCAGCAAUUUUGUAUAUCCUAUAGGGUUUUGUUUGAUUUGUAAGAUAAACAAAUAAUGGUUAAUAAAUCUUACCUAGUGUUUGAUUAA
Molecule: messenger RNA, 3041 nt
Organism: Erythranthe guttata (spotted monkey flower)
Lineage: Eukaryota; Viridiplantae; Streptophyta; Magnoliopsida; Lamiales; Phrymaceae
Product: RNA-binding KH domain-containing protein RCF3
Molecular function (GO): RNA binding
Source: RefSeq, a predicted model, not a curated record